Postia placenta MAD-698-R-SB12 is the source of this 1674-nucleotide messenger RNA. RefSeq lists its product as hypothetical. The transcript is spliced from 12 exons. Gene Ontology annotation, molecular function: iron ion binding; monooxygenase activity; oxidoreductase activity, acting on paired donors, with incorporation or reduction of molecular oxygen. NCBI's taxonomy places the organism in Eukaryota, Fungi, Basidiomycota, Agaricomycetes, Polyporales, Adustoporiaceae. The record is from RefSeq and is a predicted model, not a curated record. Bases 1 to 1611 code for a protein of 536 amino acids.
AUGACGGUGCCUCUCGCAUUGAUAAUCCUUGUUUCAACCAUUGUCCUGCGUGUACUGUACAAACGAUGGUCUAGGAUAUCUGUCGCCGACAUUCCUGGCCCAGAGUCGGUAUCAUUCUGGAUUGGUAACUUGCAACAAAUGCGCCAGCAGGAAGUCGGCACCAUGGACGCGAAAUGGGGGGAAGAAUAUAGGAAGAUUGCACGCGUGAAGGUGGCGCUGGGGAUGGAUGCACUGUGGGUCAGCAACCCGCAAGCACUGCACUACAUUCUGCACAAGUCGGGAUAUACCUUCGAGAAGACAGCAGAGCGCAAGGUGCUCAGCAAACUGCUUGGAGACGAUGGGCUUGAUGGAGCAAACCCGGAAACUCACAAGCGACAGAGGAAGCUAAUGGACCCUGCCUUCGGCGCACCUGUGAUCAAAGCUCUCUUCCCCACUUUUGUGCAGUAUGCGGAAAUAUUAUCCUUCAAAUGGUGCAAGCUCGUCGAAAGCUCACCAGGCCCUGCUUGCGCUAUAAAUGUCGCAAGCCACCUGAAUGUCGCUACCGUUGACACUGUUUGCGAAGCAUCAUUCGACUACUACACCGGAUGCCUGGAGGACGCCGAUAAUGAGCCUGCAAAGUCGUACAUGAACCUCAUGGCUGGUGUCGCUUCUCGACCGUCAGACGCGAGGCUAGUCUUCGACAACCUAGCUGAAUUUCUCACAGAGCCAGUGGUCACUUGGUUAUGCAGGGUCUUGCCAGGAGAGGCCUUCGCGAAACUGCGCCGGAACAAGCAAGAAGUGCACAAAGUCGCGGAAGAAAUCAUCGAGACUAAAGUGGGCAAGCGCGACGUCAUGAGCAUGUUUGCACAAGCAAGCACAUCUCCGGAACCGAGCACCCGUAUGAGCCGCUACGAGGUCAUCUCGCAGAUGCGCUCGAUCAUGUUCGCGGGCUCCGAGACGACGACGAGCACGAUGAGCUGCGCGCUGCUCGAGCUCGCGCGGCAUCCUGAGUACCAGGACCGUCUGCGCGCUGAAAUUCGCGUCGUGGAGAACAGCAUCCGCGCGCGAGGGGGCGGUGGGCUCAUCGCUGCGGACGCGGACGCGAUGCCCUACCUCCAGGCGUUUCUAAAAGAGGUCGUGCGUGUUCACCCGGCGGUGCCGUAUAUGUAUCGGCGGCCUGUGAGAGAUGAAGUGUUGCCUCUGUCCACGCCCAUCACUACGCGGUCGGGGAAGGUCAUCAGCGAGGUGCCUAUCCGUAAGACUCUGCGCCUGAUACUGUCCGUUCCUGGUUAUAACAUGGAUAAAGAUGUAUGGGGGGAAGAUGCACAUGAGUUCAACCCUGAGCGCUUCCUCAGGCCGACGGAGAAGAAUGGGCCCAACGUCGGAUUGUGGGCAAAUACAUUGACUUUGUCCGCCGGCGCUCGCAGCUGUAUUGGCUGGAAGUUUGCGCUGUACGAGAUGCAGGCGUUUCUCUUCGUUCUGGUUUCUCGGUUUCAGUUUGCGCUUACAGAGGACAUCUCUCGACUGAGGAGAGAAUAUGCAGGCUCGUUGGUGCCCAUGCUGGAGGGCGAAGUGGAAAAGGGGGCACAGCUACCGCUCGGCGUCUCUCUUGCAGAGCAACAGCAAGACUAGCGUGUAUGUGACUCGUCUUGUAAUUAUUGAUACUGUACCAUCAGGUUUCGCGAUUAAGGCUUG